GAGAAUUCACAACUUCAAGGCUCUUAGGACUUUUCUCAGUCCUUAAAGCUUUGGUAUUAAUACACUGCACCUUAUAUAUUCAUUAUAAACCCAUUUUAGGAGACGAUGUAUGAACUCAUUCAUACGCAAAUAUGUGGAUACUGAAAGUUCUGUUUUUCUUGUGUGCAAGUUCUGGUUUUUGUCAAACACAGAAUUCCACUCCUUCCACAACUACAUCAACUACUACAAGUCGGCCAAAACCACAAGAGAUUAAUCACGACAAGAAGCCUCCUCCAAGUGAAUGGCCAGCCACUUAUGAGAAAAGAAAAGUAAAUAAAUAUAUUCUUGGAGAUUGGUUGCUUACUGGAGCAUGGGGUAAUGUUAAUAAAAAACUUGACAAGAGCAAACAUGAAUACGAGGGAUAUGAUGGAUUCUAUAAUAAUCUCGCUAGACCUGACUCAGGUGCAAUAGAUAAACCUCUUUUACGUCGGUGGCCAGCGGCUUACGAAGAUGGAACUUAUCAACCAUCAGGAAGUAAAAGACCAAACCCAUUGGAACUCAGUGAAAAACUUCUAAAAGGUGAAAUUGGAACUCAUUCAAGAACUGGAAAAAAUGCUCUUCUUGUCUUUUUCGGUCAGCAAGUUGUAGAGGAAAUUCUCGAUGCCCAAAGAGCUGCAUGUCCACCAGAAUACUUCAAUAUAAAGAUACCGGAAUGGCACGACUUCAGAAAAACACCUAAACACAUGGAACUACCAGUUCUCAGAACACGCUAUGAUCAAAGGACAGGUUUAAAUCCGAACAAUCCAAGGCAGCAGUUGAAUGAAAUCACACCGUACAUAGAUGGUGGAUUAUUUUAUGGUAUUACUAAACAAUGGGCAGAUACACUUCGGAUGGAUGAAAAUGGAAAAAUUCAUCCCAAUGGAAAUCUGGCAUCUUCCUAUGGUGGCCUUUUUCCAGCUAUUAACACUCAACGUUUACCAAUGGCAAAUCCCCCACCACCGUUCCAUCACGAGUUGUUCGUUACAAAACACCAAACUGCUGAAGUUUCUAGAUUUUUCAAGCUGGGGAACCCAAGAGGGAAUGAGAAUUCGUUUCUUCUCACCUUUGGUAUAAUGUGGUUCAGAUGGCAUAACUAUAUUGCAGAAACAAUAAAAAAUUUGCGACCACAAUGGUCCAGCGAGGAAAUUUUUAACGAAGCUAGAAAAUGGGUAAUAGCCACACAGCAACACAUUAUUGUAGAUGAGUGGUUGCCGGCAUUAUUGGGUAAAAAACUUCCAAAAUAUCACAAAUACGACCCUAGUAUAAAUCCACAGAUAGAUCAGUUUUUUCAAGCUGCAGCGUUUAGAUUUGGACACACAUUAGUUACUCCGGGUGUCUACCUGAGAGAUUAUUUGAGAAAUGGUUGUAAACAUAAAUUUGACUCUUGGAAGAAUGCAGCAGUGAGGACUUGCAAUGUAUUUUGGAGACCUCAAGAUCCCAUAUUGACUAAAGAGAAUGAUACUUCCCAGGAUGUUGUUGAUAUUGAUCGAUUACUUAUGGGUAUGUCAGUUCAGCUUUGCGAAGAAGAAGACCAUAAAAUCGUUGAAGAUCUUCGUGGGAAUGUUUUCGGACCCUUAGAAUUUCCGAGACGUGAUCUAAUGGCCAUCAACAUCCAAAGAGGUAGAGACCAUGGCCUGCCAGGAUUUAAUGCGGCUAGAAAAGCUUUUGGUUUACGAACAGUUGAUUUUAAUCAUUUUCAACACUUAGAUCCCACCAUACAAAAAUACUUGACUGCUCUGUAUAACAAUUCUAUCGAUGACGUUGACGUUUGGGUAGGAGGAAUUUUAGAAACUAGAGACGGACCUGGUGAAUUGUUCGAAACAAUAAUAAUGGAUCAAUUUAGGAGGAUAAGAGAUGGAGACCGAUUUUGGUUUGAAAACAAGGAUAGUGGUUUGUUCUCGUCACCACAAAUGAACCGUAUCAGAGAGUUGAAAGUUUAUGAUAUCAUAAUGGCAGUUACUAAAAUGGAUGCUGAGGAUAUACCAACAUCUCCUUUCAAUGUCCCACAUUCUAGAAACAACGCACAUGAAAAUUCAACUAUUGUUAAAAUAUGUAAACUGGAACGAAAAACUUGUGAACUCAUUAAUAAAGAGAAAUUCACAUGUUGGCACUUACCUUUCUUGAACCAAUCAGCCCUAAAUGAGCCAUGUAGAAAAGGAAGUUCUUACGAUUAUUUUUGGGGGAGUGAAGCUUCUUAUAUUGCAACAUUCAGCGCGAUAGGUGCUUUCAUUGUGGGAUGUUUUUGGGCUGUCUUUUUUCUUAUAAGACACAAGAAUCAAUUGAUGAUCCAAAAUGCUCAGAAACAAUCAGAUGUAACCAGAAAAUCUGUACAUCAAAAUACAGGAGGAAUGCACUCGAUGAUUUUCGGAGCACAAGAAUGGGUCAGCAGAAAGCAACCUGUUAAAAAUGUUGCCAUAAUAUUCGAUAAUAACAAUAAACAAAUUAAAAUCACUUGCAAUCAAGGAAACUUAAUACGUGCCAUCGAUCUUGGUUUUGCCAAUGCCUUCAGGCUGUAUUUUGUGGCAGAUAUGCCUUAUAUUAUUAUAAACAGCAAGCAUAGUUAUGAUUUGGUUCUUCAGUUUCCAAUAGAAAAGGAAAGAAAUGAUUUUGGCAAAGAGUUGAAAGAAUUCAUUACAAAAUUCGGAUUAGAAUACGAAGAAAUAUCGAUAUUCAAAUGGAAGGAUGCAUUGAAUAUAGUUAUAACGAAGAAAGAUAGACAAAAGAAGCUGGAAAUGUUUUGUAGAGUUGUAUUUGCACAGGCUUUCAAAAUCACCCAUUCUAAGUCAGAAAUACUUGCUGUUGGCUCCAAUGACAAAGACAUUAUUAAUACAGAAAUAACAAUUCUUGAAUUUGCUGAAUCCUUGAAUAUGAAACCGGACAAUGAGUUUGUAAAAAGGAUGUUCUAUCUCGCCGACAAAGAUAGAAAUGGAUUCAUAUCCUUCCGUGAAUUUGUUGGUCUCUUGAUCAUUUUUGCAGAAGGUACCGAAGAGGAAAAAGCUCAACUUUUAUUCAAAAUGUAUGAUAUAGAUGAUACGGGUAUUUUAAAAGCAGAAGAUUUUGAAAGUAUGAUUAGAUGCUUCUUGGAAACAGUUGGAGGAAAUAUCCCCGAGGAUAAAUUAAAACAAACCAUAAGUGGCAUGCUUUCGAGAGCACACUGCGAACAUAAAAAAGAACUGAAAUUUCAAGAUUUCUUAAAAAUUCUCGGCAGAGACAUUGUUAACUUGAAUAAGGCCAAACUUGGUUUGAAAGGUUUCGAAGAUGAUGGUUCUUAUCUUUCAACAGCUCGGCAUACAAUAGAAAAUAUUUACGGAACCGCUGAUAUAAAUACAAGAUUCAAAGGAGAAGCGAGUGAUCAGCCUGAAGAAGAUCUUUACGCAACCAAUGUUAUAGAUCAGGAACAGAAAAAAAUUCUGGAAAACAAGGAAUAUUCCAAAGAACGUCCAAAAACAACGUUUUCUAGCAAGUGCCUUAAAUACAUUGAACUGAAAUCGAAAGAGAUAUUUUGGUUAACACUUUAUACGCUUAUUUUAUGGGCCAUCUUCCUUGAACGAGCUUAUUAUUAUUCUUAUGAAAGAGAACAUUCUGGAUUGAGGAGAAUAGCUGGAUAUGGUGUAACGAUAACUAGAGGUGCAGCUUCAGCUCAAAUGUUCACAUAUUCGUCUCUUCUCAUAACAAUGUGCAGAAAUAUAAUAACAACAUUGAGAGACACAGUUGCCAAUAAAUAUUUUCCAUUUGAUUCAAGUGUCGAAAUACAUAAAUAUAUUGCUUGGUGGGCAUUUUUCUUCACAGUUUUGCACAUUGUCGGACACGCCUUCAAUUUUUAUCAUAUAUCUACUCAAACCUCAGAUGACCUGACUUGUUUGUUUAGAAAUUAUUUUCACGCGACACACGAAAUACCUAAAUUUCAUUAUUGGUGUUGGCAGACCAUGACUGGUUUUACAGGAGUAAUACUGACCCUAAUUUGGAUUAUGAUGUAUGUCUUCGCUUUAUCUUAUGUGCGAUCCAAGAUUUACAACUGGUUUUGGUACACACAUAGUCUUUAUCCAUUAUUUUUUAUAUUUAUGAUACUUCAUGGUACUGGGCGACUUAUACAAGAACCGUUCUUCUAUUAUUUCUUCCUGGGACCAGUGAUUUUAUUCACUGUCGAUUCCCUUAUCAGUAUUAGUCGAAAAAAAAUUGAAAUACCUGUUGUGAAAGCCGAUAUUUUACCUUCAUAUGUAACUAUGCUGGAAUUCCAAAAACCAGACAAUUUCCAAUAUAAAUCAGGACAAUGGGUGAGAAUAGCAUGUAUGGCAUUGAACAAAAGAGAAUACCACCCCUUCACGUUAACAUCCAGUCCAAAUGAAGACAACUUAACAUUACAUAUUAGAUCUGUUGGUCCUUGGACCACCCUAAUCAGGACAACUUACGAACAAGCAAAUACAUCUGGAAAUUCCAAGAAACUACCUAAGAUUUAUUUAGACGGUCCAUAUGGAGAAGGUCACCAGGAUUGGAACAAUUACGAUGUAUCCAUUUUGAUUGGAGGGGGCAUAGGAGUCACUCCUUUCGCUAGUAUUUUGAAAGAUAUCGCUCAUAGAUCUGGACAAACCCGAUGUAAAAAGAUAUAUUUCAUAUGGGUUUCGAGAACUCAAAAACAGUUUGAGUGGUUAAUCGAUAUCAUCAGAGAGGUCGAAUACAAGGAUAUCAAGAACGUAAUCAGUUGCCAUAUAUUCAUUACCCAAUUUUUUGAAAAAUUUGAUGUACGCAUGAUAUUACUCUACGUUAUGGAAAGGCAUUAUCAAAGGGUGGCUAAUAGGUCCUUGUUCACGAACCUCAAAGCUGUCACACACUUUGGACGACCGAAUUUUGCAAAAAUUCUGAAAACGGUGCAAACUCUUCAUGAACAUACACCCAGAAUUGGUGUUUUCAGCUGUGGCCCUCCCUCUAUGACGUCAUCGGUAAAUGCAGCUUGUUUUGCAGUCAAUUUCGAAGGUUACCACAGGUUUGAACAUCAUUACAAGAAUUUCUGAAGUGUUGCCAAUACGAUUAAUUAAUUAAAUUCGAUAAACUGUAAUGAAACUAUUAAACCUGUAUGCAACCGGCCUAAUAAAGUAAAUCAAAAAUUAA
Molecule: messenger RNA, 5124 nt
Organism: Harmonia axyridis
Lineage: Eukaryota; Metazoa; Arthropoda; Insecta; Coleoptera; Coccinellidae
Product: dual oxidase 1-like
Exons: 25
Coding region: 132-5027 (1631 amino acids)
Biological process (GO): defense response; superoxide anion generation; response to oxidative stress
Cellular component (GO): plasma membrane; NADPH oxidase complex
Molecular function (GO): heme binding; peroxidase activity; superoxide-generating NAD(P)H oxidase activity
Source: RefSeq, a predicted model, not a curated record